Lactuca sativa (garden lettuce) is the source of this 723-nucleotide messenger RNA. RefSeq lists its product as uncharacterized. NCBI's taxonomy places the organism in Eukaryota, Viridiplantae, Streptophyta, Magnoliopsida, Asterales, Asteraceae. Gene Ontology annotation, molecular function: zinc ion binding. The record is from RefSeq and is a predicted model, not a curated record.
AUGUACAUUGUGGUUGUUUUAGAUGGAAAUCAUGAACCCCUUCUCAUAGCAUUUGCUUUGGGAACCAUAAACUGUGACAAUUCAUGGUUAUGGUUCAUGAGGAGGCUUAAAGAAUGUUUAGUUGACAAUACGGAAGUUGGUUUCAUAAGCCAUAUGUCUGAUUCCAUAGACUUUGCAGUUCAAAGAGUCUACCUUGAUUCAUAUCAUGGAUAUUGUUGUAAACAUAUAGCUGAGAAAAUAUGCGCUUCCACCGGAAGCAAUACAGUUGUAGAGCAACUGUUCUGGAAGACUUGUAAAGCUUUUUUCCCUAAAGUACGUUUCAAUGUUAAAUCCAUUGACAUUCCCAAUGUUGUCAAUUGGAUAAAAACAAACAGCCAUGAGUUUCCAAUAACAACAAUCAUUGAAAUGGUCCGUGACUCAAUGCAAGCAUUUCAUUUCACAGGGGAUUUUCAUGGUAUUCUAACUCCUUAUGCACUAAAGGUGCUUCAUAAAAGAUUUAUCCAUUCCGAUGGUUGUAGUAUUAGGCAUAUUGUUGGUGACACAUAUGAAGUGCGUAAGUAUUCAACCACCGAAACUGUGCAAUUAGACCGUGGUAUUUGUAGUUGUGGUAAAUGGCAAAAAUGCGGUAUACCUUGUGAGCAUGCUAUAGCUUCACUACAAAGGCUUGAAAUUGUAGAAAUCCAGCAAAUGGUACAUUUAAAGUUAACUACCGUGGUGUAUUGA